Molecule: messenger RNA, 2076 nt
Organism: Arachis ipaensis
Lineage: Eukaryota; Viridiplantae; Streptophyta; Magnoliopsida; Fabales; Fabaceae
Source: RefSeq, a predicted model, not a curated record
GCUAGCUUCAAGAUGAACGCCGAAUUGUUAGACAUAAUGUUUCAUCAUGGGGGAAAUUUUGAGAGGGGGAAGGAUGGGAGAUGGACAUACACACCUGACAAUAGGCAUUGUUUGGGUGAUCUGGAUGUGGACAGGUUGGAUGUAUUCUACCUGAGAAAUUACUUCAAAGAGCUAGGCUAUGAGACCAUGAAGGAGGUUUGGUGGCAGGUCCCUGGGAUGAGCCUGGAAGUAGGUUUGAGGCGUUUAGACUCUGAUAAUGAGUUGAGAAAGCUGUGUAAUCAUGGUGGAAAGAACAAUGGGGUAGUGGAUGUCUACAUUGAACAUGGCAUUUCAGAACCUGAAAUAGUACAAGGAGAGGAUGUUGUUAUGCAUGUUGAUGACGAGGUGAGGGAUCUUGGAGAGCAAGCCAAGUCAAAUGUCAGGAUGGUGAAAGACCCCCCUGUCAAACCUACCACCGAGAAGGACCCUCCUAGGAGUUUAAGCAUGGUAACAUACAAGCCCCAAGCUAAAGAGGCGUUACUGAAGAAGAGCAAUGUGAAUUCUAACAUGGAGUCCCAGCCUAAGCCUAAGUCAAAGUGUAAGCCUAAGACAGUUCCCAAACCCAAACCCAUGCCCAGACAGAACAAUGUAACUAGGACUAGGAGAUAUUUUCUAAGGUCUGUAGGAAAAGGUAUUUCAAAAGCAAAGGAAAAUGCUAGUGAUCAUGUUCUUUUAUCCUCUGACUCAGACUCUCAUGACAGCUACGAGAGUGCUGAGGACGAGGCCUAUAAGCCACAAGAGCCGGAUGAUAGCUCAGAUGAAUCGGGCACUGGAUAUACUAUUCCUUCACAGAAGAAGAAAGUCAAGAAACCCAAUGCAAGGAAGAAGGUCCAGGCUGAGAGUGGAAAGGAAAAAGGGAAGGCCAAGGUCUGUGUUGAUGAUGAUGGAUUUGUGGAAGACGUUUCUGAUGAAGAUGUGGACAUUGGAUUUGUGGGGGGAGGUAUAAAGGGGGAUAACCAUGAUGCUUUUGAUCCGGGGUCAGAAUCGGAUGGUGGCAAUUCGUGGCACUCUUUGGAGAUGAAAACACCACCUAAUUCAGAGGAUGAGCUGGUUGGAGAAGAAAGUUCAGAUGAGGUAUUUCCGAUGUUUAGACAGGGUGCUAGAUUCGGGGAACUACAUUUAGAAGUCGGGAUGAAGUUCAAUACUAAGUGGGAGUUCAAGGAGGCAGUGAGGGAGUUCACUAUACAAGAAGGGAGACGGAUGAGGUUUAGGAAGAAAGAUGGUAAAAGGGUGAGGGCAGUAUGUAAGGUGAAAGAUUGCAAGUGGGUUGUGUACGUAUCAAGGGACCACGAAGACAGUUGCUGGCAAGUUAAGACUUUCUUCAAUGACCACACUUGUCCACGAGAGGAUAAAAACAGGGUAGCAAAUAGAAAUUGGGUUGCAGGUAAGUUGGUAAAAAAACUAAGGAAAUAUCCCAAUUUCAGGAACUGUGAGGCUACAACAUAUUUCAAGACGAAAUAUGACUUGUCGCUCAAUAGGAACUCUAUAUCACAGGCACUGUGUGAUGCUAGAAAUAUAGUCUAUGGGGAUGCCAAGGAGCAACAUGCUAUGCUUAGGGACUAUGGUGAAACACUAUUGAAAACAAACUCGGGAUCAACUGUUCAGAUAUGCACAAAGCCACAGCCUAGUGGUGAGGUCAUAUUUGAGAGGAUGUAUGUCUGCUUGAGUGGCUGCAAGUCAGGUUUCAAGGCUGGCUGUCGUCCGUUAAUUGGACUUGAUGGGGCUUUUCUAAAAACUGUUUUCGGGGGGCAAAUUCUAUCGGCUGUUGGACAAGAUGCUAAUCAUCAUGUCUAUGUCAUUGCCUGGGCAGUUGUGGAAGUGGAGAACUUUGAGAAUUGGAAGUGGUUUCUAGAGUUGCUACAUGAGGAUCUUGGAGACUACAAGACCCAUGGGUGGAACUUCAUCUCUGAUAUGCAAAAGGUACUAUUAUGGUGAUCGAUUUUCAAAGUUAGGGACUAUUAUGGUGAACGAUUGGCAAAGUUAGGGACUAUUAUGGUUAUCGUUAUGCAAAGUUAGGGACUAUUAUGGUGAUCGAUU